Molecule: messenger RNA, 6195 nt
Organism: Centropristis striata (black sea bass)
Lineage: Eukaryota; Metazoa; Chordata; Actinopteri; Perciformes; Serranidae
Gene: sack1ha
Product: family with sequence similarity 83 member Ha
Exons: 6
Coding region: 201-4967 (1588 amino acids)
Biological process (GO): intermediate filament cytoskeleton organization; protein localization to cytoskeleton; positive regulation of cell migration
Cellular component (GO): keratin filament
Molecular function (GO): keratin filament binding
Source: RefSeq, a predicted model, not a curated record
CAUUCUCGCCAACAUGCCUCAAGCAUGACAAUAAACUGGUUUAUCUGGGUGUCGGGGGAAAAAGCAAUGUAACAAAAAAACUUUCGACAAGUCCCACCUGGACGAGAAGCACGGAGCAGCAGUGAAGGAAAACAUGGUGAAGAAAGCAACAUGACGGGCUGAAAGUUUAACCGAGUUUGACACAACAGCGAGACUUCACUAUGGCGCGUCGCUCUCAGUGCUCCAAUCCUGGGGACAACCCCCUGGACCCCAACUACCUCCCCCCUCACUACCGGGAGGAGUACCGCCUGGCUAUCGACGCGCUGAUCGAGGAGGACUUGGAGGGAUACUACCAGUUCCUUCAGAAAGCAGACGUGGUGGACUUCCUGUCCUUGCCUGAGAUUGAGUACAUUCAGAGCUCCAUUCAGGUCCCUAAACAACAAAGCAACUUUCCUGAACAAAAUUUUCGUGAGACUUGGGGAGAUGGCUCCUCAGACACCUACUGGCCGAUCCACUCGGACCUGGACGCCCCCGGCUUGGACCUGGGCUGGCCUCAGGUGCACCACUUCGUCGGGCCCACGGAGGUCACCACCCUGGUGAACCCCCCUGAGCCCGACAUGCCGAGUAUCAAGGAGCAGGCCCGGCGGCUCAUCAAGAACGCUCACCAGGUGAUUGGUAUAGUGAUGGAUAUGUUCACUGAUGUUGACAUACUGGCGGAUAUUCUCGAUGCUGCCAUGAGGAACGUUGCAGUCUACAUCCUUCUAGACAAGCAGAAUGUGCAUCACUUCGUCAACAUGGUGUCUAACUGCAGAGUCAAUCUACAGAACAUUCAAAGUUUACGCGUGAGAACAGUGGCUGGCAUCACGUAUCACUGCCGCACAGGGAAAACCUUCAGCGGGCAGAUGUUGGAUCGCUUCUUGUUGACAGACUGCAGGGCUGUGCUGAGUGGAAACUACAGCUUCAUGUGGUCCUUUGAGAAGCUCCAUCGCUGUAUGGCACACCUUUUCCUUGGACAACUUGUAAAGACCUUUGAUGAAGAGUUUCGGAUUCUGUUCGCUCAGUCUGAACCGCUGAUGAUGGAGAAUUUCACUCCAAUGGAAGAGUUUAGCCUUAAACACAAGAGGCCAUAUCCACCUGAAAGAACUCUGUUUAAAGAUCCAAAGAAAUUUCAGUCAAUGGACACCGCUCAUCCAGACGAAUGGGCGAGACAUUCCUAUGACGACCGCAUGGAUAAGGAUUGGAGAAUGAUGCCCCUUAAAAAGCAGGAAUCCCUGCACGGCCCUGCAGAUAUAUACGGUAGAUAUACGCAAUCUCGCAUGGACCCCUCUUUGGAUCAGGGCCCCCCCAGGAACCCCAUUAUGGAAAAUCUCGCCUUGAAACGCCACAGUUACGCCGAGGGGGCUCAUGGUAGAUUCUCUUACCCAUUCCUGCAGCCACAGCAGGGUCCAGAGCCUGAGAACCAGGGACGGCCAUACCACAGGGGGCAACAGCCUGGACCGGGACCAGGACCAGGACCAGGACCAGGACCAGGAAAAGAAGCAGACUACAGUGGCUAUGAAAAGUUCUGGAACCAAGGCUUUUAUUCAACAGAUCAGUACUCUGAAUCUGGAUUACCACAAGAGAUGGAACCACCUGACUUUGACCCUGUGCUUAACUAUUUAUCAUCUACCAGGAAUCCAGACUUUGACCAAGGCUCAGAGAAAUUACUAGGAGCAGAUUUAGCAUUUGGUUCAUCUCACCCUAGACGAUUGAGUUCAGGCCAGCCCUAUCCCUGCCGGGAUACGUCUCCCACCCCCUCAAAUCCAACAGAUCAGAAGCAGUUUUUCCAGGAGCCUGAUCGGCAGAACGCUGACCGCAAGGAUCCGAUGGUGAAACGGGGGCUAAGAAACUGGAGGAUCAGCUCAUACCUCAGUGCAUAUGAUAAUCCAGAAGAUGAAGGCCUGCCAUCAGCACCACUUAAUGCACCAGAUGCCUUUGAAGAGCCCUCUAACCCCAUGCAGCCAACUCCAGGCAUUGAUUUAUCAGUCCCUAAAAUCCCUAAUGUCAGAGAGUUUAGGGUUCCUGCAAUACCCAGGGCAAGCCAGAUGCCAAGUUACGCCAUAACCGGUGCACGAGAACAGCCAAAGAAAUUGCCUGACGAACCUCCUGCAGCAGCAGCAGCAGCAGAAACUAGAACAACACCGUCACCUUCAGAGUCAUCAUCCACAAAUGAAGAAAAGAUAGAGGAGGCAGAGCCAAAGGAACCAAAAACUGCUGUCCUUCAGAGGGGGGAGUCUUUUCGUAGGAAAUACAAUGCAGCAGUACCGAGGAGCUCUCGGUUAAGAUCCUCUAUGAUAUUCAGCUCUCUGGAGCAGCAGCAUGCUUCUCAAGAUGCCAAAACUGCCACCGGUCAACAGGAUGAGGAAGGUGACAAAAAUGAGGCGGAACAGACAAAACUACCCUUUGCUUUGGGACAAAGGAGAUCUGCAAGAGAACCUUUUGAAUGGAGCCGUUACAUAAAGUCAGCCACCGUUGAUAACUCUGCCACGGACCAAUCCAAACCUGAUGAUAAAGAUUCACCACCAGACAAUUCAAAGGGUCUAUCAGAGGUACAAGAAUCAUUAAAACCCCCAGAUGAAGAGCAAGAAAAUUCUUCGCCCUCAAUGCCACGAUCCAAGGCUCCUGAAGCUGAGCUGCCCAUAUCUGAUAAACCAGUACAACCACCCAAGUCUCAAGUACGCGACACCCCAUUGUUUAUAGAUAUGAAUGAUCCUGAUAACAGGCUCAUGUUUUUCAAAGAGUUGGCAGCAAAACGCAAAGCUGCCAAGGCUGCAGAGGCCGAAAAGAGCAAAGAGACCGCUCCAGUGAAACCACCAACUGAACCGAAAAUCAAUACUAAUGUUAAAAAGGAGGAACCUGUAACAAAAGAAACUUCGACAAAGAUGGCUGAUGCUUCAACAUCAGAUGAUUUAUUAGAAAAAAAUGCUACUGCAGAGGAUACAGGGAAAGCAGUUUCCACAGAAGCGUCCAAGUCAGUCAUCUCUCAAGAUGCCAGUGAUAAGACUAAACAACAGGACAGUCAUGUCAAGACGGAUCCCAGUACCUCCAGUAGCUGUAAACAAGAACAAACACGAGUUUCCGCUGAUUCUGAGGAAACAGAGCUAAAGAAUAGUCAAUCAGCAGCAACCCUGCCCGUUUCUGUGGAAUCAGAAGCACCUCAAAGUGGACCAGAAGAGCCAAAGCUGUCGAGUCCUGCUGUAAAAACAAGUAGCAUGAGUCAUCCAACGACGCCAACAAAUGCUGCUCCUGCUAGUGUUCCUUCUCUUGCACAAGGUACUGAUGGAAGUGAAAACCUUGAUUCUACCUCAAAGGAGUCUAGUUCACUCACUCAAACUUCAGUGGAGGUGGCAGCAUCUUCUGCAUUGGAUCCUAGCACCCAAAAUCCUGAAUCAGUUCAGCAGGAAACCAGCAUCUCGUCUCCUCCUCUGCUGCCUGAACAAAACACUGGAUCAGAAAUCAGCUCUUCUAUCCCAUCGGACCAAAGCUCCUCCUCUGAUCACAUUCUGCAAGAUUCUGGUUCAGGAACUCCAACAGAGACCAUAUCGUCUAGUGUUACCCCAGAAGACUCAACUCCAACUUCCAGCACAUUGCCCCCAAAUGCAAAGGAAUCUGCUAGUCCCUCACCGGCAGAAUCAGCUGAGACCCUUUCAACAGCUGACUCUGCACAAGUGGAAUCUGAUAUUUCUUCAGGCACAUGUGCUGCUGGUUCAGAGCCAAAAACACUUUUAUUACAUUCCAGCUCAGAGACAGACUCUGAAGAAUGUCGUGCUCCUACAGAAAAAGAUGUCCCUGAACCAGAAAACAGCUCCGUAGGAGAGGAACCCGAGGUUCUUACAUCAUCAAAAGAUGUCGAAGCCGAUCACACAACUCCUAGUCUUAGCCCUUCAUUGCCUGAAUCCUGUCUACCUAAUGCAUCUGAUAUGGAAAGUAACUCCCAAUCUGCUCAAAAUGAGACUCUAACCCCUCCCCCCUCCACAGCAGACGAUCCACAAAAGCAUUCUCCAGCAGAAAUAAGCUCUCUUGUCAAUCCACACUCUUCUCCUAAUGCUCCCCAGUCAAAAACAACUGCAUCUACUCAAGAUGCGCCAAUACAAGCUACCCCUCCCUCCACCCUUAACCUGACAGCGUCUGUCACUCCCACUCCUGCUGAAACAAUAUCAUGUUCCCCUCUAACAGAGUCAGUUGGAUCAGUUUUGUCCCCCGAGGCUGAAAAACCACUGGCUGCAUUGCACAGCCCCUCAGAUACUAACUGUCUUCACAAACAGAUUGCAACAGACUCAACCGAAACUGCAACUCUCCCGUCAACAGAAAGCCCAACUGAGCCUACCUCAAAAGACCUAACGGAGCCAGAUGAGCCAUGCAAAACACCAGAAUCUGAGACUUCUGAUCCCCACCCUUCAGAGCCCCCUGUGCCUGCUGAAAACAUGGACGGUCAGAAUGAAAUAAGCAAAGAGCCUGAAAAGCCUGAUCCUGGUGAGGAAGAUACUGAUGAUACAGAGGCGACAAAUAAGGUUAAUAAAGCUACUACACAGGAGUCGGUCUGCAAUGAGAAAAUAAAUAACGGUUCCGUAUCGCCAGAGAUCACACCAGAUGAAGUCGUGCCCACGUCACAACAGUCCAAACAGCCAAAAUCGGGUCAGUCUCGCUAUCAAUCAUCGACAGCCAACGUGCUCUCGAGCAGCAAUCUCCGAGACGAUACGAAGUUGCUGCUAGAGCAGAUUUCUGCUAACAGCCAGAGCAGGAGCGAGGCCGCAAAAGAGGCUCCCGUCACAGAUGACGAGAAAGAAGACGAAGCUGACAAAAACGCCAAAAGGGAGAAGGAAAGAGGGAUCAGGUCAUUUGGCAGAGUGCCGCCCAAGACGAGUCAGGAGCGCGAGAAGCUGCUGGAGAAGAUUCAGACCAUGAGGAAGGACAGGAAGGUCUACAGCAGAUUUGAGAUGGCACCUUAAAUGGGAUCUAAAGAAAGUUGAGAGAAUCAUCUGUGUGUACAGAAAGAGGAAAAGUCAAGUCAAAAGUGUGAAUGAUGACCGAGACAUUUUGUCGCCAAAGAUAUUUAACAGAAACUGGAUUUAUUUGUUCUCUACAAACAAGGAAUAUAAUGCAAAGAAGACACUGCGACACUGAACUUUAAAGGGUAAAAACUACCUGUAAUACAAACGUUUCGUGCCAUGAGCAACAAAAGGAAUUCUUACUGCGGGUGAAUAAGUUGCUACCAGUGUGAAAAGUACAUGGACUGAGACUACGUGUGUGUGUGUGUGUGUGUGUGUGUGUGUGUGUGUGUGUGUGUGUGUGAUCAAAUAUGUUUUAAGUGACUGCGUGGGUAAAGUGCAAUGUUUGCAGCAGGUUGUUUCUGUGAUGAGGCUUUUUUUUAAAGCACUGACAGCCAUUUAAUUACUGUUAGCUGGUGUCAUGACAAAAAUGUGACCAAAAAGUGUAAUAGAGGAUCUAAAAGUAGUCAGAGUUUGUACAACUGUAAUAUACUGUAGUUUAUAUAGUAGUAUUUUACAAUCAAUGUUAAACAAAGAUGUUGAUAAUUACAUAUGUUAUUGAAACAAGUGGAUAUAUGAAUUCAUAUCCAUGCAGGACUGUUGUUGUUCUUGUGUAAAUAAAUAAGAUUUUUAAUUCUUCUUAAUCUGAAUCAAACAUGGAGCUUAAAAAAUAUGAACAAACCUGAGAUUUAAACUGAAUUGCAGUUUAAAUACAUACACAAUACAUUCUGCAUACUGUAUACAGUGUGCAAUGUUCUUUUGUUUUUUUAUCCAGUUAGUGUCAUUGUGGUUUAAUGUCAACAGGGUCAGUUCAACCAAAUAACCUAAAUACUCCAAAUUAUAUUAAUUUUGAUCAUUUGUAAAACAAACAUGAGGCAGUGUUGCCUUUUGUGUGUUUUAAUAUAAAUGUGGCCAUGUUAGGUCAGAGCUACCUGCAUGGCCAGAUUCCUUUAAAGGUUAAGUCAUUAUGAGCUCAUUUUGUUUUGUUUGUAAUUUGUUUGGAAUCAACCCUUUAAUUAUCUCUGUCAAUGUGCCUUUUUAAAUGAAAACUUGUCAUUCCUGUUCACUGAAGACAGAAAUUAUUCGUCUUUACAGAACAGUAUGCUCUGAAAGUUACACUUCUUAUUAUGGAUUUAUGAAACCGGUCUUUAGCAACACUUGCCAUUUGUAAAUAAAAUGUGUUAGAAAA